Molecule: messenger RNA, 2908 nt
Organism: Bombus huntii
Lineage: Eukaryota; Metazoa; Arthropoda; Insecta; Hymenoptera; Apidae
Product: SH3 domain-binding protein 5 homolog
Exons: 13
Coding region: 682-2820 (712 amino acids)
Biological process (GO): intracellular signal transduction; negative regulation of protein tyrosine kinase activity
Cellular component (GO): cytoplasm
Molecular function (GO): protein kinase inhibitor activity
Source: RefSeq, a predicted model, not a curated record
UCAUGAGAACCAUGGUUCAUAUUGUUGCCAAUAUAGUUUGAAAGUCACACAAUUUUACUGUGGGUAUUCCUAUAGAUGAUAGCAGACGACAGAUUUAUCAGAAACUGUUUUAAAACUAGCACAAGUUGUUAUUACACAAACAUAAUUUUUGUAAUCAUCAAGAAUCAUAUUUUAGUAUUCUAUUGACUUUAUGUACAACUGAAAAAUUUUCAUGUAAAUGGAAGUAAUAUACAGGAUGUUUUAGAAAAGAUUCCGAUCUUAAGACUUAAAGAUCUUAUAACAUUCACCAAAUAAAAAAUAUCUAAUCGACAUAUCUUUCGACAUAAAAUCAACUUUUAUUGUUUAUUAGCGUUGGAUACCAUAAGUGAGUCUUUUCGCAAUACAUUGAAUUAUAUAGUUAAUGAAAGCGACCGUAUUCACUAGUAUUGUAUUUUUUCAAAGUUUGGAAGACAACGAAUAAUUUUACAUGCAGACUAUUAUGAAAACCACUUACGAUUUAUACAAUUAUGUAUAUUCGUAUAAACUCGGAAUAAUUGAGUUGAAUUCCACAAUGACGAGUUAAAUCAUUUAAAUGCCAAAAAUUAAAGGAUGGAUGUUACGGAUAAUGUUGAUGGAGCUUUAGAUCCUCGAAUACAGUUAUAGGUUAUAUGCGUAAAUAAAUGAUUACUAAAUGCAAACGUAAUGCCUAAUACAGCCUGGUACCAUGUUCCACUUUGCUUUCACUUCAUUUUCAUUCUCAACGUUUGUCAAAUAAUAAAUAUUGAGUUAGAGAAUUUGAACGAUGCAACAGAUGAUAUAAAUAAACUUGAAACUGAAUUGGAUGAAGCUCACACUGCUUUUAGGCAACUAUUAUCUGAAACUACCAAAAGAUUAAAGGAAAUAUUAAAUAAAGUAGGAAAUAGUUGCGUUGAAAAAGCAAGGUGUUAUUAUGAAGCACUUGAAGUGGCACGUCAAGCUCAGAUAAAAUGUCAACAACAAGCUCAACUAUUCCAAAGAGCAAGCGAAAUUCAUGUGGCCGCAAAAGAAACUGUGGCAUUAGCCGAGAGUAGAUUUAUGUCACAUCAACAUGAAUGGAAUUUUGAUCAAGCAUGGCAGGAUAUGCUAAAUCAUGCAACGCUUAAAGUUAUGGACGCUGAAAAUCAAAAAGCAGAAUGUGGUAGAGAACAUUACAGAAGGGCAGUAUUGUUUCAUAAUGCUGAGAAAAGAUUGUUACAACUAGAGGAAAAACAUCGUCGUUCCAUAAUAAAAGCGCGACCAUAUUUCGAAGUCAAAGCACAGUGUGAUCAAAUGUUAGCAACUCAGAAAGAACGAGUCGAAUGUUUACAAAAAGCAAUACAAGAUGCAAAGACUAAUUAUGCCACAAGUCUCCAUAGGUUGGAAGAAAUUAGUAAUCAAAUACAUCAACAGCGUCGAGAUUAUGAUUUUAUAGCUAACGGACCCAGAGAACCAGGCGUUGGUGCAGAAUUGGUUAGUCCACAGAAGACUUCAAACUAUGAUGUAGAAUUUAACCAAUUAAGUGGCAGUAAAAUAAAGGAUUUCAUGAAUAAUCAACUAAAGAAAUAUAAUAGGAUACAAGAUUAUGAUAAUGAUUAUCAGUUACAAGAAGAUACUGAAAAUCUUGGGAAAAGAUCGGUUGAUGGAAGCGAAGCAAUAUCUUCUCAAUGGGAGUUUGAGCUAGGAGCUAACAUAGAAAAUUUGAAUAAUUUAUCUGUCAAGAAUUCUGUGCUUGAUCAUGAUAGUAAAAACGAAAAUCCUGGCUGCAUUCUUUGUUAUACACAGUGCCAACAAUCAAACAUGAAUUUAUUGCAAGAAAGCAAUAUCAGCUUGAAUUCCACAUAUACACAUAUGAAAAAGAUGCAAAUUUCACAACAGGAAUCAGACUAUUAUUCAAAACAUCAUCAAAGAUUGCGGCAGUACGAUCCUAUCAACAUUGAACAAUUAUAUACCAAAUCUUGGAAUCAGAAUUACUCUCAUAUGCUACAAAAUUUCGAUAGAAAUACAUUAACAUAUUACCAUAAUGAUUUUGAAGAUACUUCUGAUUAUGAACAAGUUAGAAACCAAAAUAAUACGAGCGGAGAACGAAGUAGAAAUUGUGAUAAAGAAAAACAGCGACAAAGUUAUUGUAACUUAUUUAAAAGAAGAAAUGUAGAGUCAUAUAUGUUAGAAGCAAAAGUCAACGGACAAAUUACCGCAGAAUGUUCUCGUAGACCGAUCCGGUGCCCACGAAUUGAUUGUGCUAUAAAUGUAGCUUUCUCAGCAUUGACGCAUCAUUUUAUCUUUGAUCAUCCAGAGGUACCUAUCUUGAAUGUAGAACCAGGUAUCAAAAGUACACUCAUCGUCAGUUUUAGUGCCUUAUCUUCCAAUACUAGUCGGUGCCUGGCUCUUCUUUUAGUUUCUGGCAAACUUUCAGAACCUAUUGCAAAAUUAUUUAAUGGUAGUCAAAUCAACCCAAAAUAUCGAAAUCGUUUACCAUUAUCAGUGCUGGCUGCUCGGCUACAUUGUACAGACCAAUAUAUAUCUAACGAGAAAAUUAAUAAAAAAAAAGAUUUUCAUGAAAAAAAUAUAAUAAUCGCUUGGGUUGCUGGGCUGGAUAUUGGAAAUACAACAGACAAACUUUUAUGUAGUAUUCAGGCUGUGGACAAGAUUGAUAAUGAAGGCUUACGUUGCCUAACAUACACAGGUCCAGUGAAUUCAUUAAGAACAGCACAAUGUCCUCAAGACAUUUAUUCAACAGGUGAUUGUAUAGUUCUGCAUGAAGGUCUCCUCAGUCACAUUACAUCAGAUUGUGCUACACUUAAUGUUAAUGUUACUGUACAUUAAAUAUAUUACAAAAUUUACGUAUAUAUAUAAUUAAAUUCCAAUUUAUCCCCCCCCCCCCCAUUAACAUUAUUAAUGAUUAUACUUACAC